This is a messenger RNA of Leptopilina boulardi, 1437 nucleotides long. RefSeq lists its product as uncharacterized. The record is from RefSeq and is a predicted model, not a curated record. The transcript has 4 exons. NCBI's taxonomy places the organism in Eukaryota, Metazoa, Arthropoda, Insecta, Hymenoptera, Figitidae. The coding region runs from base 549 to 1187 and encodes 212 amino acids.
UGCAUUGUAUUUAAAUCUCAGAAUUAUCUAUGUAUUAUAAAAUACAAUAUUUCUGUUAUACUUGAAAAUAGGCACAGCUGUUUGAAUAAUGACUGGGACACAACCGUCACUGGUUAUGGGGUCGACUUGCAGCUGUGAGGGGUUUUUUUUUUUUUCCUAUGGUGGGGGGUUCAUGGCACGCGACAACACUGCAUCCCUCAAUCACCCCCAUAACAUUCACUCGCAUUCUACGUUUUAUUAACGGUCAGUUCAGAUUCAUUUACAGUGUGUUACUCUAGUCAUAUUUUAUUCUUCAUUUUCUUUGUUGUAAAUUACUUUUUCAUAAAUUACAACAAUUAGAAAAUAAAUUUUUUUUUUUAAUUUGUAACGUUAAAAAGUGUAAAAUCAUUGUGCGAGAAAUAUUUUUGAAAAAUAAUUAUAUUAAUAAUUCGCGUUGUUCGUGAAAAAUUGCACUUUAGGAUUAUAAAUAUUAUCAAAAUAGAAAAAAUUGUGAGAAAAAUAUUUUAGUGAGUUUUAUUAUAGGUUCAUGAAUAAAUAUAAAACAAAAAAUGAAGAGAUCUUCGUCUGCUCCUUGUUUAGCGGAAGAAACAUCUAACGAUUCAAAAAGAAUAAAAACGGAAAAUAAUUCAAAUGGUCCAAAUACUCGGGAAUAUCUUCAAUUGGCACUUGCCAAAGUUCUUGAAUUACAAAGACAAAUUAAAGAAGACACCUAUGAUAACACCAGUGAUUUAGGUGAUUCGGAUAAUGAAGAAGAAGUUUUCAAAGAAGUUGUGAUAAAAGUUUUUAAGGAUCUUCCAGGUACAUCGAAAAGUGUGAAUUCAAUGAUAGAAAAUGCCAUUAAAGCACGACAUCCAGAACUCGAUGCAAUUCAAAGUAAAAGCAUUCAGUUAAGCGGAUAUGAUACAUGUCGACGAGUGGCAGUCGAUUUUAUGAAAAAUGUUGUCAAAUACACGCCCAAGAUUGAAAACAACACAAGAUCAUUUCAUCGUGCUAUUUAUUCUGAUGUCAAAACAGUUAAUUAUAAAAGAGAAUUUAUUGAAAAUAGAAAUUCUAAUCAAUUUAUAACAAAUCAAAGGCAAGAAACAAUAUCUUCUGAUUAUGAAAUAAAAUCGAGAAUGCUUAAAAGUUUAGAUCUUCAUCUUGCUAUUAAACAAAGAGAUUAUACAGCCAGAUUAAUGAGGCACUAAACAAUUUAUUUUUUUUAUAUUCUAGUCUUCAAAAUUUUUGAAAAUUAUAGUAUUUUUAAUUGUUUCGAUUUUAGAUACUGAAAUUUUUUCAUUUUUAACAAAAAAAUUAGAAAAAAAAUUUUUUGUUACUAAAAAAAAAUUCAAAUUACAUUUUUCUAGUCAACAAUGUUUUUCACAUCUAGUCACAUACUGAAAUAAUUAUUUAUUUAUUAUAUAAAAAUUUGUAUUUAUUAAAUCGCUAUAAUAAAAU